UUCAAGUUUGUUAUGUCACAGCCCCAGCUGACAUUUUGUGCGCACCGUUCGUACUUCGUACCGAUCAAUACCGUAUUAUCAAUAUUACUGUGUGGGUGUUUACAUGCGCGUAGUACUCUAAUCGCGGUCAAAUGUGUUUGACGCGAGCGAUAACACCGAGUCGUCGUAAAGGAUUUAUGAGUGAAAUGUAAAUCAAAAUGCCCCUGCCGGAUCUCAUAAAACGUGCAUCGAGUUACUUCCUUGGUCUCGAAUUUGAUGAUAACGAACCGCUGCCGGACUACGUUGAUAAUGAAAUUUUGUUUUGUAAGAAUAACGUGUGCGUCCAUCCACCGACUGUCGCGAGGCAUGAAUUGGACGUGGUACAUCAUCCUGGCUAUUUAACUAUAACUACCAAGGUUUUUACAGAUCAGCACAAUAAUUCUAAGCGACCAACGCUUUUCCUUAACUGGAUCCCUAAUUCUACAUUGAGGAAAUGUCCAUCUGCUAUAGAGACAAGUCCGAGCGACGAAUUAGGUUGUGGUAUUAAACCAACUAAUCCUCAAGAUAUACCGAUUCAAAAAUCGGUACAAGGUAAAAAUAGAAAAUAUAAUAACAAUGUUUUUUGUGACUCUUUUGAGACAACCAGCCUUAAUUCGAAUUCCGAUAAACAAAGUAUUAAAUCCAGUGACACGAGAUAUACUCAAAACGAGACGCAGGAAGAUUUAUCAUCCAGCUCUAAGCAUACCAUAAAAUCUAUGGAUUCCAGCAAGGACGAUGUAUUCGUUUCUUUAUAUAAGGACGAAUCCAAGGAUUCUAUAUGUGAAAGUGAGAAACACAUCCGUUCUCAGUCUAUGACAUCAGUAAAUAUAACAAUCGCGAAUCCCAACGUGGAAAAUAUCGAUUUGACGCCAGAUUCCGUUUCCGGGAGCUUUAUGAGAUCCUUGUCUAUGAGUUCCUGUGACGAAGGGAAUCCCAACUGGAUGAGCACCCCCGAAUUCUUAGCUCUAAAACAUAACUUGGCAUUCCCAGAUAGUAUUCACAGUUCCCCCGUACCGCAACGACGACAACCUUUGAAAUGUCGAAGGUUUUCCGUAGAUCUGAGUCAGAUGCGUUCGUUGCGUUUGUUCUUUAACGACGACAACUACACCUGCGGACAGCUGGUGGUUGCGUCUCGGGAGUCCCAGUAUAAGAUACUCCACUUCCACCACGGCGGGUUGGAUCAUCUGGCUCAAGUGCUGCAUCGAUGGCAUACACUGCUGCACAAUAUUAAAUUAACUCCAGGAUCUGAAGAUCCUGAGACGCCGUUACGUCAUUUCAUGGUUUGUCGACCAGAAGUGCAGAAGUUCGAACAGCAUCCCGAAGAAGACAAGGUCCCUAAAAUAACACCUGAACUGUUCUAUGGGAAGAUAAUGAACGACAAGGGCAUCAUAGAGGAUGAUUUGUUCUUACGGAAAUGUGUUUUCUUUGGAGGCCUCGAUAAAGAGUUGAGGAGGGAGGUGUGGCGUUUCCUGCUGCACUGCUAUCCGUAUAACUCAACUUUCGAGGAAAGAGAUAUGAUACUACAAAUAAGAACUAGAGAGUACCACGAGAUCACGAGGAGGCGCCUGGAGAAGAUGACGCCGGAACAGCACGCGGUGUUUUGGAAGACGGUGCAGAGUGUCAUAGAGAAGGACGUUGUCAGAACCGACAGAGGGAACCCGUUCUUUGCUGGUGAAAAUAACUAUAACAUAGAAAUUAUGAAGAACAUCUUACUCAACUACGCCGUGUACAACCCGGCGCUGGGAUAUUCUCAAGGCAUGAGCGAUCUGUUGGCGCCUGUUUUGUGUGAGAUCAAAUGUGAAUCUGAGGCGUUCUGGUGCUUCGUGGGUCUGAUGCAGCGAGCGAUCUUCGUGUGUACACCCACAGACAAUGAUAUGGACAAUAACUUGAGCUAUCUUCGGGAGCUGAUACGGAUAAUGUUGCCACACUUUUACAAACACCUCGAGAAACACGUGGACGCUAUGGAAUUACUAUUCUGUCACCGAUGGAUUUUACUGUGCUUCAAGCGUGAGUUUACUGAGGCGGUUGCCCUGCGCAUGUGGGAGGCCUGCUGGUCCAACUAUCAGACCGACUACUUCCACUUGUUCCUCUGUCUCGCCAUACUAGCGGUGUACGCGGAUGACGUCAUCGCUCAGGACCUCAACACAGACGAGAUGCUGUUACACUUCAGCUCACUGGCGAUGUACAUGAACGGUCGUGACAUUCUCCGCAAGGCCCGUGGUCUCCUCCAUCAGUUCCGCCAACUAGUCCGCAUACCCUGCACUCUGGCUGGUAUGUGCCAGCGCUGCGGCCCCGGGAUAUGGGACUCCACACACCGCCCCAGCAUCGAAUGCACCGGCGCGCACGACCUUUGCCAAUACGUAGUGCAGUGAAUAAAAAAAUUAGCUAUAAUAUGAUAGCAUUCGAAAUUUAAAUUUGAAUGCGUUCAAGCUUCAAAUUUUGUUAAACAGGUUUUUAUAACAUUCCAAAUUUGAAAAGGGUUAAAAAUGAUAAUAUGUUUUAAUUUAUUUCAACGCGGACUUUUAUCGAGUCAUUUAGUUCAGGUUUAUAAAAAAAAUAUUCAUACAUUCAACUAACGUAUUUGUACAUACGUUAUUUUCGGAUACUUACGGCUUUUACUUCAAGCAUUAUAUGAAAAAGUAUUACUGAGCAAUUGAUGAUAAAAACUAUUAGUAACCAUUACAUUUUCGUUGUGUUAUAUAAUUUAUUAAAUAUAAAAUAUACCCAACUGUUAAAUAUUUUAUGGGUAUAUUAUUGUUAAAUUAAUCUAUCAUAUAAGGAAGAAAAUUUCAUAGGUUGAUUAUCAUUCAAUAUUAUCAGAGAAAAGCAUUUGUUACAAAUUUAAAAAACAAGUAAACUCUGAGAGCUAAGAUAUUUAAUAGGUGGUUAUUAUAAACUAGUCAAAUUAUUCGAUUAUAAUACGCUACAAAAUAUAAUUUAAGUUUUAAACAAAACUAGUAUUGUUAUUGACAUAGGUGUUGGAUGUAUUGAAUUUCUUGUAUCAAAACGGUCGUAGGUAAAUAAAAUAUUUAAAAAUAUUACCUAUUAUUCACUGAUAUCUGUAUCCCAAAAGUCAUUUAUAAAAUGUUGCCAUAUACACGUCACGUCGCGUCACGUCACGCCAUAUACAUAUGUAAUUAAAAAUGGCCAGUAUGUGUUUGAUAUAGUUUUUCUGUUUGUUGUAUAAAAAAUAAUUGAAAUUAUUUCUAAAAAUGUUGAACUGAUAUUUUUUUGGUUAUUGUAAAUUUAACAUAUCAGGAAAGUUAUCCGAUGUGUUCAAAACAUAUUAAAAUAUAUAUUUGUCAAAAUGCGAAACAUUGUACCUGCCUAAUUAUUCAUGUAACAUAGUUUAAGUACCUGGGCGGCUUAAGACCCAUCGUGGUAGAAAAUAUAUUAAAUGGAAUGUUAUCCAGAAUUAUUUUAUCUAAUUAUAAUAAGUCGACCGGCUACUGGAGUAUCCUCUUUUAAUUCAAUUUAGGCCUUGCAUGUAUCAAACAUCCAUUAAUGCGGAUAAAUGUUAAAUAUUAAUAAUUGACAUAACUUUGUUAAUGUUAUAGAAGGUGUUAGAUAAAACAAAUUUAAAUAUGUUCUGUUAUUGGAAAAAGGAUCAGUUGCAUUUAAACCUAUCUGUAUUUAUUGUAUAGUUUUAAGAUUGAGCUUAUUUUAUAUUCAUUUGCGUUAGACCCUUUGUAUAAAAUUAUAAGGCCAAAGCGAUGGUACAUAUUUUUGUGGCACCGUGUGAAUUGUUAUAUUCUGUGAUAUAUAUUGAUCUGCUUGAAAAUAAAAUAACAGCGAUAUUGAUAUACCAUCAUAGUCGUAUUUAUAGAUAUAUGGAAAUGUAAUUAAAUCGAAUCUGCAGA
Messenger RNA from Danaus plexippus (monarch butterfly), 3878 nucleotides. It is a transcript of the gene TBC1D16, whose product is annotated as TBC1 domain family member 16. The record is from RefSeq and is a predicted model, not a curated record. Gene Ontology annotation, biological process: activation of GTPase activity. Gene Ontology annotation, molecular function: GTPase activator activity. Gene Ontology annotation, cellular component: early endosome. The coding region runs from base 198 to 2390 and encodes 730 amino acids. The transcript has 7 exons. NCBI's taxonomy places the organism in Eukaryota, Metazoa, Arthropoda, Insecta, Lepidoptera, Nymphalidae.